This is a messenger RNA of Penaeus indicus, 2800 nucleotides long. Its product is annotated as E3 ubiquitin-protein ligase Siah1-like. Bases 96 to 929 code for a protein of 277 amino acids. The record is from RefSeq and is a predicted model, not a curated record. NCBI's taxonomy places the organism in Eukaryota, Metazoa, Arthropoda, Malacostraca, Decapoda, Penaeidae. Gene Ontology annotation, biological process: proteasome-mediated ubiquitin-dependent protein catabolic process; multicellular organism development. Gene Ontology annotation, cellular component: cytoplasm. Gene Ontology annotation, molecular function: ubiquitin conjugating enzyme binding; zinc ion binding; ubiquitin protein ligase activity. The transcript has 6 exons.
CUUCCCUGGUGAUCAAUGUAGUGAACAAAAGACGUGUUAUAAGGACGUCUUGCUGGUGACUCACACAACAAAACGUUAUAUAUGAGAAAAUAACAAUGAGUGCAUUUGCCAGCAAGAGUGGCCGGGUGGUACCCCCUCAGUCACCCAGUCAGUCUGGUGUACCUCCAGGAGGCAAUACAGACUUAGCUAGCCUAUUUGAAUGCCCAGUGUGUUUUGAUUAUGUAUUACCCCCAAUAUUACAAUGCCAGAGUGGUCACCUUGUCUGUGCCAACUGCCGCCCAAAAUUGACAUGCUGUCCAACCUGUAGAGGACCACUAGGCAAUAUCAGAAAUCUAGCCAUGGAGAAGGUGGCAUCCACAGUCAUGUUUCCUUGUAAGUAUUCCUCGUCAGGCUGCUCAGCAACCCUCCUUCACACAGACAAAACAGAACAUGAGGAUACAUGUGAGUUCCGUCCAUACAUGUGUCCAUGUCCUGGAGCAUCCUGUAAAUGGCAGGGAUCUUUGGAACAAGUUAUGCCACACCUCAUGAGCGUCCACAAAAGUAUCACAACUCUACAAGGUGAGGAUAUAGUUUUCUUAGCAACAGAUAUCAAUUUACCUGGAGCUGUAGAUUGGGUCAUGAUGCAGAGCUGUUUUGGUCACCACUUCAUGUUGGUUUUGGAGAAGCAAGAAAAAUAUGAUGGACAUCAACAAUUCUUUGCAAUAGUUCAACUAAUAGGAUCAAGAAAACAAGCUGAAAACUUUGCCUACAGAUUGGAGUUAAAUGGACUUCGGCGAAGACUAACUUGGGAAGCCACACCACGAUCAAUACAUGAAGGUGUGCAGUCAGCCAUCAUGAACUCUGACUGUCUUGUCUUUGACACAUCCAUUGCCCAGUUGUUUGCAGAUAAUGGUAACCUUGGAAUCAAUGUCACAAUAUCCAUGUGCUGAAGGACAUCAACUGGUCUGGAGAAGGUUUUCACCAGCCAAAACUUGAAUGUGCUCAAAGCCUUUGUGGUGGCCAAGAUGCCAAGCAUUACUGAUGGGGAAAGCCUCAUGUCAAGAACGACAGGAUUGGCCCAAGUACAACAGCAUAUUUACAACUGUGUGGAUGUGAAAAAUAACUUUGUAAAUAGUUUGUUUUUUCAAGGAAUGAACCAAUAUUUUUUUUCCAUUCAUCACAACUAAUGUAAGUACAUUGUGUUCAUCAGAUCUGCAUUAUUUUAUUUACUUGAGUUACAGUUAUGGUAAUUUUGUAGUGAACAUAUAUAAUGCUUACAUUAUCUACAACUUGGAUGUGUGAGGAAAUGUCAUCAGAUCAUAAAUGUGGACUGAGUAAACUUUCAAAAUGCAAAUUUAGAUGAAAAUAUUAAUGUAUACUGCUAUAACUAUAACAAGAAGCAUCAGUAUUUUUGUAAGUUGGUUAUUACUCACACUUCUUUGAGGAUUGGUGUGUGUUUGGAAAAGAGAUGAUUCUUGUAUUACAACAGAGACUCAUAUCAGUGAUAUAGUAUUAGUGACUCCAGAUCACUUUCCAUAAUUCAGACUUCUCCUGUGGUAGAAAGUCAUGGGAUAACAAACUGAAAGUGUAUGAGUUUAUUAAGGUAAUUAUUUAUUUACUUUUCCCAUGAUGUAUUUUUUGUGGUAAUAAUAGGAAUGCCAUAUGUGAGGGACAAAUAAACAAUAGAACAUCUUCAGUCUUACAAGAUUUUUGUAAAAUAUGUAGGUAGUUUAGAUGGUUUUACUUAUUCUAUUUGCUUUUAAAAUAACUUGUACACUUUUCUUCUGACUAAAAAGACUAAAGUUUCUUGUGGAUAGUUUACGUACUUGGUCAUGUAGAACAAUGAGUGGCAUAAGUACUUUAAAACUGUUUUUCUCAAAAAUAAGAGACCUUCAGAAAGACAAUUCCAAAGGUUUAUGCAUUAUUUAUCGUCUGGAAGAACUGGAAUUUUGUCGCAAGUCUGCAGUUGAUUAUGCAGUCUGAGAAGGGCUUAUAUUUGGCAUUACUGCAUUUGUUCUCCUUUAUUUUUACAAUUUAGUUUUACAUGAAUAUAUUUUCUAAAUUAUGUAAUGAAAUUAUGAUAUUGUUAUUAUUAUUAUUAUUAUUAUUAUUAUUAUUAUUAUUAUUACUAUUAAUAUUAUUAUUAUUGAUAUUUUUAUCAUUAUUAUUAUUAGUAGUAGUGGUAGUGGUAGUUGUAGUUGUAGUUGUAGUUGUAGUAGUAGCAAGUAGUGGUAGUAGUAUUGGUAGGAGUAAUAAUGAUAAUAAUAAUAUUAUAAUCAUCAUCAUCAUCAUCAUGCAUCAGUCAUUAUCAUAAUUUUUAUUAAUAUUAUUAUUAUUAUUAUUAUUUUUAUUAUUCUUAUUGUGAUUAUUAUUAUUAUUAUUAUCAUUAUUAUUACUAUUACUAUUACUAUUGCUAUUAUUUUUAUUAUUAUUAUUAUUAUUAUUGUUUUUGUUAUUGUCUCUGCCUUCAUCCAUUAUUUUCUUAAAACUUAAACCCCUUCACAUCCUUAUGUUUCUUUCUGUGGCUUUCAACAGAUCUAUUUUGUUUGAGUUACAAAUGUAUUGUUUACAUUCAUGUGUGUAUGUAUUUUUACACAUGCAAACGGAAAUGCACAUGCACAUGCAUACACAGACACGUGUGCACACACAGACACAAAUACAUACAUCCACUAUAGCACACAAGCAUAAACAUGCACAGAUACACUCACAUGCAUGCAGACACACUCAUAUGCACGCAGACACUCAUAUGCAUGCACACGCAAACACACAUAUGCACACACACUCAUAUGCAUGCACACGCACACACACGCAUACGCAUACA